Messenger RNA from Merops nubicus (carmine bee-eater), 2122 nucleotides. Its product is annotated as sister chromatid cohesion protein PDS5 homolog A-like. Bases 8 to 919 code for a protein of 303 amino acids. The transcript is spliced from 7 exons. NCBI's taxonomy places the organism in Eukaryota, Metazoa, Chordata, Aves, Coraciiformes, Meropidae. The record is from RefSeq and is a predicted model, not a curated record.
GUGGUUCAUGCUUGAAGUUUUAAUGACAAAGAAUGAGAACAAUAGCCAUGCCUUCAUGAAAAAGAUGACAGAAAACAUCAAGCUCACCCGAGAUGCUCAGUCUCCUGAUGAGCCAAAGGCCAAUGAAAAACUUUAUACAGUAUGUGAUGUAGCACUAUGUGUAAUCAACAGCAAAAGUGCUUUGUGCAACGCAGAUUCACCCAAGGACCCUGUACUGCCAACCAAAUUUUUUACACAACCCGAAAAGGAUUUCUGCAAUGACAAGAAUUACAUUUCAGAAGAGACAAGGGUUGUUCUUUUGACAGGAAAGCCAAAACCAACUGGUGUAUUAGGUACAGUAAACAAACCGUUAUCUGCAACUGGAAGGAGACCGUACAUUAGAACUACAGGAUCGGAGACUGGAAGCAAUCUCAGUGUAAACUCUGAGCUGAGCUCUUCUGCAGGAAACAGGUCAAGGGAACAAAGUUCGGACAUAUCAGAAACUGGAGUCAGUGAAAAUGAUGAAAAUCCCGUGAGGAUUAUUUCAGUCACACCAGCGAAGACAGAACCUGUGAAAAAUAAGGAAAUUAAUUCGGAUCAGGCUACACAAGGAAACAGCACUGAGCGUGGGAAAAAAAGAACAGCAACAGCAUCUGGAACUGAAAAUAUUCAUCAAAAGCCAGAAGAAAAAAAUGUAGAUGAAACAGGACCAUCACUCGCAGCAAAAACCAGGAGAGGGCGUGUAACCAAACCUGAACCUCAGGGUACCACUGCAAAAAAUGAGGAAGCAAAUAAACCACCUGUCAGAGGAAGAAAAAGGGCAGCAGUCAGUCAAGAAAGUUCAGGUAGUUUAGAGGCAGGUAAUGCCAAAGCACCAAAACAGCAAGACACAGCAAAAAAGCCAGCAGCAGCACAAAGACAAAUUGACCUACAAAGGUAAAAAGAAAACUUACUCGAAAAGGGAGGAAAUGAAGGCCAAAUAAAGGCAUGCUCCAAGCUUCUGCAAAAACUAGGAUUCAGAAAUUUCCUGUACAGGAACUGAAAUUACUUCAAAACACACAGCUUUCAGCUCUGAAACUAGAAGGAAAACUAUGCUUCCCUUUCACGUGAAAUUAACCCUUCUCAAUGGAAAUGUAAAGCAGAAACUCUUGAGAAAGAGGCUAAAAGCAUCUGUACUUAUUUCCCCAGAGACUUUUUUUAUGAAAAGUCAAUAAUUAAGCAAAUUGCUUAACACUUGGUUCCAGUUCCUGCAUUCUGGAGUUUAAAAGUGUAUUUACACCAUUAAUUUUCAUGCUGCAUUUUUUUUUAAGGAAAGUCAGAGGAGGUCCUUACACUGACAUUGAAAAUUCGUGAUCCUAGAGCCAGGUAUUCCCAUGUUUCACAGAAAAAGUAGAAGUCUACUGAAUGGAUUUUAAACAAGACUAGAGGAGAAAAAAAAAAAAAUCACAAAAAAUUUUUUUUGCUUUACUUUUGGAGACUGUUUUAUGUAUAAUUCUUUCUGCCUGCCUACUUUUCUGCAAAAAUAAGAUGUACAGAUUUCAGUUCCCUGCUAUGAAAAGUCAUGUGGUGGCAAUUUUAUAAAUGUUGCUUUCUGAUUUUUAUCAGAGUGGGAAAGUAAUCACUUAAAAUUAUUAUUAAUUCGCAAGUAGACAUUUCAUUUUUUAAUUUUCCCUCCACUUUAGUUUAAUAUAAUUUGCAAUAAAUGUACAUAUUGAUGUUUGUUUUAUAAAAACAUAUAUCACUUUUAAGUGUUUUUACUCCUGCAGUUCUGUUGGAAUAUUCUAAAUUUUAAAGGAGUAAAGACAGUCCAGCAUUUGAUUUUAUAAUGUUUGUCACCAGAUUUUUAUUAUUGAUGUAAAGAAAAAAAAAAUCAAUUUUUAAAAAUAGUUGGACUUUGGCAGCUUUGUAAGGAAAGUUGGAAAUGUUUAGGAUUGCUCUCAAUUUUAAGCAUUGUGCUGAUUGGAAGUAAGUCUGUUUUGCAUUUUGUCUUCCUGUCCAGGCUCAUUUUUUAAUGUUUAUUUUAGAAGAUUGUUGCAUCAAUAUUAUGUUUCCUGGCAUUGUUCAGCAUAGAUACAGUGUACACUUUUAUGUACACAUGAUCAUAUUUAAGUUUGUUGCAUAAAAUAAACGCUUCUAGGUGUCA